GUCACUUCCUGCAGUCAGACAGCCAGUUCGGGCCAGUUCAUCGUUGCUGUAGUACUCGGUCUGUCCCAUUGAGCUGUCAACACACGGCAAACCUCCUCUCUGCCGUGACAACAUUUUUCUAUUCAACUUAGCCCGUUUUCUCCGUCAGCGACGUUUUUCACCAGAUAACAGCUACUUUCUUCUCACUAUGACUCGAAGGUGAUCUUCAGCGUGUCCAGGUGGUUCUGGGGUUCCAGGUUAGUGUGGUUAGAGAGCAAGCUAACUGUGGGGAAGAGGACCGCCUGGGGCAUUUAGUCCCUGGCUCUCAAGUGACUAAGGAAGGGGCUUGGCAAACUGUUCUGCAGCAUGGAGAAGGAAGACCUCAAGAUUGUCAACAAGGGGGAAGAGGAGGAGAUGGAGCUGCAGGGUUACCGUCUGUGUCGUUGGCGGCUGGCCCUGGUGGGCCUCGGGGUGCUGUGUACAGGGGGCUUCCUUCUCCUGGUGCUCUACUGGAUGCCAGAAUGGUGCGUCAAGUCCACCUGCACUCGUACCACAGCCCGUGAUGCCGAAGUGGUGUUGCUGCGCUCCACGGAUGAGUUCCGGCGCUGGUUCCUGGCCAGGGUGCGAGUGAUGCUUGCCCCAGGGAGAAACCCCUUCCACAGCCUGGAGACCCAGACCACCUCCCCCUCCUCCCCUUCCUCUCCUUCCUCCCUCUCCUGCCCCUUCUCCUCCUCUGCUUCCCCACCUCAGGCCAACGGACACACCGAUCACCCCUCCGAUGGCAGCCCUGCUCAGGAGCUCAUCAUAAAAUUUGCAGACUACCAGCCCACGCAGAUUCGCUACUUUACCUUUCAUAGCACAAAGUAUUAUUGGAACGACGAGAAGCAAAACUUUGAGGUUUUAACUGGCCUGGAGGAUCUGCAGGUCAGCUGCUCCACCCUCCACUCGGAGCACAGCACAGGCCUGACUAGGAACCAGCAGGAGUACAGGAGACUGUUCUUCGGAGUGAAUGAAAUUGCAGUGAAAGUGCCUUCUGUUUUCAAGCUGCUUAUCAAAGAGGUCCUCAACCCUUUCUACAUCUUCCAACUCUUCAGUGUGAUCCUGUGGAGUGCCGAUGAGUAUUACUACUAUGCUGCGGCCAUUGUUUUAAUGUCGGUCAUAUCCAUAGCUACCUCUUUGUACACCAUCAAAAAGCAAUACGUCAUGCUUCGUGACAUGGUGGCAGCUCACAGUAUUGUUCGUGUGUCCGUAUGCCGAGCCAAUAAUGAUAUCGAGGAAAUUUUGUCUACUGAUCUGGUCCCCGGUGACGUGAUGGUCAUUCCCAGCAAUGGGACCAUCAUGCCAUGUGACGCCGUGUUGGUCAGUGGCACCUGUAUCGUCAAUGAAAGCAUGCUUACAGGUGAGAGCGUUCCAGUGACAAAGACCAACCUCCCAAACCCAGGGACAGGUGACGGGGGGGAGGAGGCUGGUAGUGCCUACAACACAGAGGAGCAUAAGAGACACACACUCUUCUGUGGCACCAAUGUCAUCCAGACCCGCUUCUACACAGGCGAACUGGUCAAGGCUGUAGUGGUGCGCACAGGUUUCAGCACAGCUAAAGGCCAGCUGGUGCGCUCCAUCCUUUAUCCCAAACCCACCGACUUCAAGCUGUACCGCGAUGCCUACCUCUUCCUGUUGUGUCUGGUGGCUGUGGCUGGAAUCGGCUUUGUUUACUCCAUUGUACUCAGUAUCAUGAACGAGGUGCCAGCUAAGACCAUCAUCAUUGAGUCCCUGGACAUUGUCACCAUAACAGUGCCACCGGCGCUGCCAGCCGCCAUGACAGCCGGCAUUGUGUAUGCACAGCGACGCCUAAAACGUAUUGGCAUUUUCUGCAUCAGCCCACAGAGAAUUAAUAUCUGCGGACAGAUCAAUCUGGUGUGCUUUGACAAAACUGGAACUCUGACAGAAGAUGGGUUAGACCUGUGGGGAGUCCAAAGGGUUGAGAAUGGCAGCUUCCACCUGUCAGAAGAAAAUGCCUACAAAGAAAAUCUCGUCAAGUCCCAGUUUGUGGCUUGCAUGGCCACAUGCCACUCACUUACUAAAAUAGAAGGCCAGCUGUCUGGGGACCCGCUGGACCUCAAAAUGUUUGAGGCUACAGGCUGGAUCUUGGAAGAGGCUACUGAGGAGGAAACGUCUCUCCAUAAUCGUAUCAUGCCCACUGUCGUUCGACCGCCUAAGCAGCUGUUGCCCCCGGAGCCUGCUGUAACACCAGAGCAGGACAUGGAACUCUAUGAGCUCUCGGCAGCCUAUGAGAUUGGUAUUGUGCGCCAGUUCCCUUUUUCUUCAGCGCUGCAGAGAAUGAGUGUAGUAGCUCGUCUCCUCGGGGAGAAACGUAUGGAUGCCUACAUGAAAGGUGCACCAGAGGUUGUGGCUAGUCUCUGCAGAAGAGAGACGGUGCCAGAAAACUUUGCAGCGGUUUUGGAAGGCUACACAAAGCAGGGUUUCAGAGUCAUUGCUCUUGCUCAUCGGCGGCUCGAAUCAAAACUUACUUGGCACAAGGUCCAGAACAUCAACAGGGAUCACAUAGAAGCAAACAUGGAGUUCCUGGGUCUCAUCAUUAUGCAGAACAAGCUGAAGCCAGAAACUCCAGGGGUGCUGCAGGACCUUCAUCAAGCCAGCAUUCGCACAGUCAUGGUUACUGGUGACAACAUGCUGACGGCCAUCUCUGUGGCCCGCGACUGCGGAAUGAUCCCUCCCCAGGACACAGUCAUAAUUGCCGAUGCCCUCCCUCCACACGAUGGACAAGCCGCCAAGAUCACCUGGAGAUACGCUGACAAACCUCGCAAUGCAUCCCGAAUUCAGGAAGUGAACAUAAGCCUGGAGGAUGUGUGUCACAUAGAUGAGCCCAAGAGCCAAGAGCUCUACCACUUUGCUAUGAAUGGAAAAUCAUUUGCUGUAAUCGAUGAACAUUUCCCAGAUAUGCUUCAAAAGCUCGUGUUGCGCGGCACAGUGUUUGCCAGAAUGGCACCUGACCAGAAAACCCAGCUGAUUGAGGCACUGCAGGGUGUUGACUACUUUGUUGGAAUGUGUGGCGAUGGCGCGAAUGACUGUGGGGCUUUGAAGAGGGCUCAUGGUGGGAUCUCUCUGUCAGAGCUCGAAGCCUCAGUAGCAUCUCCCUUCACCUCAAGGACCCCAAACAUCUCCUGUGUCCCUAACCUAAUCAGGGAGGGCCGUGCUGCUCUUAUCACCUCCUUCUGUGUGUUUAAGUUUAUGGCCCUCUACAGCAUCAUCCAGUACAUCAGCGUCACUCUCCUCUACUCUAUUUUAAGUAACCUUGGCGAUUUCCAGUUCCUCUUCAUCGACAUUGCUAUCAUCCUCCUCAUUGUCUUUACCAUGAGUCUGAACCCAGCGUGGAAAGAGCUGGUGUCCCGUCGUCCUCCAUCAGGUCUGAUCUCAGGGCCUCUGCUGUUCUCUGUGCUGACCCAGAUCCUCAUCUGCUUGGGCUUCCAGAUCUGGACAUUCCUUUGGGUCAAACAGCAGCCCUGGUACAAAGUUUGGACGCCACUUGCCGACGUCUGCAACCUCACAUCACACAUUGAAAUGGACUUUGAAAAUGAGACAGAAGAGGACGAGCACAACAUCCAAAACUAUGAGAACACCAGCCUCUUCUACGUCUCUUCCUUCCAGUAUCUCAUUGUUGCUAUUGUUUUCUCCAAAGGCAAACCUUUCAGGCAGCCGAGCUAUAAGAAUUGGCCUUUUGUGCUGUCUGCCGGGAGUUUAUAUGUUUUCCUGCUGUUCAUCUUGUUCUUCCGAGUAGACGUCAUUACUGAGUUUAUGGAGAUUGUUUGCAUCCCGUUUGAAUGGAGGCUAAGACUUUUCCUCAUCAUCCUAGUCAAUGCUGCUGUGUCUGUUUUGGUGGAGACCGUCAUCCUUGACAUCGUCUUACGGAAGCUUGUGUUCAGCCGAGACAAACAGGGCAACUUUGGCGUCACUCCUGCCGCCCCAGCACCACAGGGAGCCAAUGAUCUGUAUGGACACAAGUAUCUGUCCUGCCAAUGUUGCCCCCGCAAGAUGAGACCCAAAGCUCGCUACAUGCACCUUGCCCAGGAACUCAGUGUGGACCCUGACUGGCCUCCAAAGCCCACCACUACCACUGAAGCCAAGCCACGCCCAGAAAAUGGCUCUGCCUAUCAAAUCAUGAUCAACUCCUAGCACCCCACAGCCUGUACUAGCUUAUCCAGCUUCUACCUUUCAUACAGGAAACAUGCAUAUGAGGUGUGUUCAGCAAAUUUCAAUGGAACUGUCAUGGGAUAACUGCUUGCCUUCACUGUUCGUGCUCCAAUGCUGUAUAGUUUCAGAUACUGUAUUACUGCGCAAAAAAAAAAAAAAAAUCUAUGACACACAUCUACCAAAUGAAUUUACAUUGAACUUCUCUCAGUACUCUUGCUCUCUUUGGUUCACCCCCACACACGCUCUCAGGUUGCUUUUUAUUUAUCGUUAAAGGUGCAAUAUGUUGAACACCUUACUCUAGAAAAGGUCAGUGUUGUUUUGCAGGGGCAUGCAGCAGCUCCUCUGGAAGUAGUGCUGCUUUUACUUUACCAAAUUACUACUUUACUUUGCAAGGAAGGAUAAGUGCAGCAAACAGCACAAGGCUAAAACUGACCAUAGCAGGUUGGGCUCCACUGUUUUACAUUGACUUUAUAAAAGAAAAAUCCAAUCUCUGGGAAGAGCUCUUCCUUCCUUCAUGUUAGACUGAUGCAGGCUUUAUGCAACAGUGACUCAGUGUCUCAUCUUGAGAUACAGUGCAGUAUUACACUUCAGUACAGGCUGGCGCUACCUCGUUAGCAUCCUUACUUCAGUAGCUGUCAUACAAUCUUCUGAUAAUUUGUUAAUUUUUAAGCAGUUUUAAACUACCAGUCUUGUAUGUUUCACCUUUAAAUGUCACAAAUUGAAAUCCUCCUUUAUUACAGUGUCUUUACUGAAACUAAGCAGCAUUCAACUCAGUCUAGAAGGAACGUUGAAAAGCCAUCAAAAUGGUGCAUUGGCCCCUUCAAAUGAACGUUCAGUACAUGUUCAGCAUAACCUCACUUUGUCUGUGUGCAAGGGGGUGGAAAAGAGAGCCCGGGGCCCACUACACUCCACAGCUAGCCUCACAUACAUGUUCUGUCAGAAAUCUCAGUUAAGGAGUUUAAUCCUAAUUAAGUUAUUCCUUUUAUAUGAUUGUCAUAAAUAACAAGAUCUGCAGAUUACAAUAUUGACCACAAUACUAGAGUUUUAAGAGUGAAAUGGGGAUGUGUAGGUGUUUCAGAGAACACUGAAACGGAGAAUGGAGAAGUACGGCAUAAGAUAGGAUGUGUUUAUCAACAGACAUUUGCACAUAUCUUAGCUGAUGUGAAUAUUGCAAGCUCUAAUUGCUACUGUGUAGUGCUCUUUUGCAGCUAAUGUAGAUACAUAGAAUUAUGUAAGUGCACCGGCUUAACCACCUAGUGGUCCUUCAUUAGAAAGCAUAGAGAGAUGAAGCUUAUCACGAAUACCAGCGAGGACUGAAAUGAACGCUUUUAAAAACAGAAUUCAGUCAGCUGUGAGGAGGUUUGCAAUUGUAUACUGGCUGCAAUCAAUGCUUUGUGCAGUUACACACCCAUAAGGGGAAGUACCUUUAUAUUCCUGCUUUGAAGACACCCACAUAUAUCUAAUUGGCUUUUGGAGAUCAUGUUAAACAUCUGAAGAAUACAGAAUUAUUUUUUUUAAAUCUACCAUCAGAUAAAUUUGGUCCAUGAUUUGUUGACCUGCUACAAUUAGAUGUGACCCGUUUCAAAAUCAGCCUGUUCUCAGGAACUUUUCAUUUCCAUGGCUAGGAAGGUUAGGGAGAGUGUUUUUUACAAAUUGAUUGGGAUUAAGUGUCAUUUAUGCCAAGUCAACUUUCAGUCGGGCAAUUUAUGGCUUGGUAAAUAAUGGGGGGGGGGACCUUGAUGCUACAGAAGGAUAUGAUUAUGUUUAAAAAAACAAACAAAAAAACAGUGAAUAUUUGAUGUACUUCCAUUAUGGGUUUUUUAUGUUUGUUUGUUUUGUCCAAACAUGCUACCUCUAAAACAAAUGACUGAAUUCUCAUCUAUCUUAACAGUACUGGCAUUAAUGCUAAUAUAUCAUAGUAAUAGAUAGAUUUUACAUAGCAUAUUGCAUCUUUAUUAUAAUUGUCAGGAUCACAUGCUGUUAACGCUGACUGGGAACAGCAUUGCCUCCGUUUGGCACCUCCCUAUCCAUCAAUACUGCUUUGGCCUUCUAGUGCUGAAAAUCUAGCAAUUGCCUCUACUAACUGUGCUUCUCUCUACUCUUUCAAAUUGUUUUCUAGUGUGUAAUAAGCUUUAUAGAAUUAUGGGCUGCUAGUGGAACUAUAAAUCAUAAAUAUUUUGUUUGCAUCUACUGUAUGAGCCAUGUCCUGUCAGCAGAAAACAUGGAAAGACAUGCAUGAAACCAGCUCUCUAUGACCACGCUCUGAAGAUGGUUGAUGGUUGCAAUGCUAGAAAUAUUACUUUAAUUACAAAGCUUAACUAUAGAAUUAAGAAAGAUUAACAUUACAUUUAUGUAUUACAAAAAAGGAAAGAAUCUACAUCAUAAACGGCAUGAAUCUGUCUGAUUAUUGUGGACAGCUAACCACAUGCAUGAUACCAUAUGAAUCUAAGCAUCUGCAUCUUCAAAUCCUUUUUAGAUUGGCUCCAAAAAGGCAGAAGUACAUGCUUACAUUUUCAGUUUUAAAAUGAGAUUUCUUCCUAUGGAAGACUGAUUACAAUACUGUACUGCAUUAUAGCAACUGUGCAACUGAUCCACUCGCUGUUUUAAAGCACCCAUGAAACGACAAACCCCGUACAAGAUGGAUGUUUACGCAGCCAGAUUUCUAUAUUACACGUAGCCGGAUUGCAAAGAGUCAAGAGCUGUAUUUAUGCUCACUCCUUUUGUUGGCAUUUACAGUAAUACUCCAUGAAAUGUCUUUCAGACUCACCCCACUAAAUUUUGAAGGAGCUGUAAAUGAUUGAAGGCUCUCUCUAAUAAAAUCUAAUAGGGAAAGUUCAGUCUUUUAAAAUGGGUUUCAGUCAUUAGUGAUCAAACAGAUGGGUGGGAAAGAUGAGCAAUCUUAUAUGAGAGAGUUUGAAGAUUUUUUUUUUAAAGUUUGCAUUCAUAGCCAUGGAAGUGGAGAAAUGGGCAAACUUCUUUACAUGCAGAUUUAAAAACCAGUAAAGGCUGACUGUAGUAUCACUUUAAACCAACUUGCAUAAAUCAGGUUAACUGUAUCAGUGUAAGUGUAAAGCACAGCAGGUUGCCUUUCAUGAAUUGUAGUGGUUCAGUUUCUUCAGAGUGCUCAUUAGAGAUUAUGUGACGCCAUGCAAAAAGAAACGAUUAACAAAAAACUUGAUUCCUCCAGGGGAAAAAUGGCGCAAAUGAAUUUUCAGACAUCCUAACGGCGCUGUGAUUGACUUCUUCAAGCAUUUAUCUCGUCCAUUGAUUAUGAUUUUUUUUUUUUUCUAUACAGUGGAAAUCGUCAUAUUAGUAAAAAUAAUGUAAGGUUGCUCCAGUGCUAAAAACCAUUUCAGCAGUGUCUAUUCAGAUGCAUUCAUGUGAAAGUUGGGCCCCAUGUUGUAUAAACCUUUCCUUGGAUGCAUUGUUCAUUACCUUGUGUGUAAAGAAGGAUUUAUAGAUGGGAUGCAGAUGUGAUGAUUUGUAUUCAUGCAGAUUCAAAGCAUGGCUCACGUUGGCAUUUUUGUGCUCAUUAGCAGAAUGGUUAAAGUGUGUCGUCAUGUUUUGAUAUUUUAGUCUCACUGAAAGCAAUUUGGCUUGUGGGCUCUGACACUGGUCACAUCCGUCACACGACUUUCUUGCUUUUUUUAUUUUUUAUAUUAAUUAUAUAUAUAUAUGGUUUUUUUUUUUCUAGGUGACUUGUGAGGUUAAGAAUGAAUGUAAUGCAAAAAACCUACAAAAUUUAAUCCAAUGCAAUAUUACAAUUAUUGAUAUUUCCAAAGACUUUUCAUCACACUUUUUUCUUUCCAAAAAAAGACUGAGUGAAAGAGAGAGGUUUCAUCUGUCCUCUGUGUCAGUUUCAACAUAGCAGAAGACGGUUUUUAGUGGUGAUAAUGUUAAUAAUGUUAGAGGUUGGAUCAUAUAUGAGAUGUAGAUUUCUAGUUUGUGCAGAAGAGUUGAAAGUUAUAAAAAAAAAAUUAUGGUUUUUGAAUUAUCAAAGGGCUGGUGUGUCUUUUUCUACUUUUUUGGUACUGUGUUACAAUCAUUUAUCUAUUUUUGAUUUGUACUGUCAGAUGGAUUAAUCUGUACUUUCACUUUUGUUAUGGAGUUGCAUUAUCUUUGUUUUUGGGGCAUAAAUCCUGGGCAUUUAUUUCAUAGUUUGAAUCGAGUUUUGCAAAGUAUGAUUAGGGCACUUGGAUUAAUAUCAUUUGGGCAAAAACGUGUUAUAAAAUGUUCACCAUCCUAAUUUCAAAGAUUUGUCUUAAAAAAAAAAAAAAAAAAAAAAAGGAAAAAAAAAGAUCUGUUUCUGUUUUGUUUUUCACUUUUUCUUCGGUUUCUUUUGUGUGUAAACUUUGAAUUAAAUUCUGUCACAAAAAGGGAAUUCAGCUGCAGUAGGUUAGGCAUCUCUGCUUAGCUCAUUCACAAUAUGAGCAUCAUCUGACAAUCUUCUCUGUCCUGAUCGUCAUAUGUAUGUAUUUUACUUUUUCUUGUUUUUUGUGUAGAGCUUUUUAAACACUUCCAUGUAAAAUGUAAAUGUAAUUUAGCAGAAUGUGCAUCGUUGUUCAACAUCAGAGGCCUGUUGUCAUACAUACAUAGCUGCUUAGGAGCAAAAUGUUUCAGUCUCAGCUGCGUCAUCACUGUGCACUUCAACACAAACAGUUCCACCUAUAGACGUGCAAAGUGUGAGUACUACUACUGCUUUUCCCUGUACUCGGGUUUUGCCUUUUACUGUAACAACUGUAUAGAAGCAGUGGAUCUUAUGCUGAAACCUCUAUGCUCUUAAACAGGUACAAGACACCAACUGUUCAGUUAGCAUUGGCCUCUUAUUUAAACCAUGUAUUUAAAACACACCACCGAAUGGCAUUUAGAUUAAAUCUAAAUUUAAUCUGAAUUAAAUCUGAGUGAAUGAACACUCGUGGAUGUCGUUUCCUCAGGGAACUGGGUCUAUUUGAUCAUGUAUUUGUUAUGAAUUAAGAAAUAAAAGUUGAAACCCACACUGAAUGGAAAAAAAAUCAACACACUGUUGAUUUAAUAACUUUAUCACAAUCUGUUUUUUUUUGUUUUGUUUUGUUUUCUCCCCAGGACUAUUUGCUGUGCUUAUUUGCAGGUCCCUUACCUCAGCAAGAGGGUAUAUGUAUUUACUUUUUAGCAGAUGUAAAUUUUUUUUAAAGAAUUUUGUACUUUAUAAUUUAUUUCUUAUUUAUUUUAUGUUCUUUUCCCCUGAGGAUUGUAUUUCAAAUUUAUCUUGAUUUCUUUCUUUUCAAUAAAUGUUUUUUAAAGCAA
This is a messenger RNA of Oreochromis niloticus (Nile tilapia), 9471 nucleotides long. It is a transcript of the gene atp13a3, whose product is annotated as ATPase 13A3. Gene Ontology annotation, cellular component: late endosome membrane. The transcript is spliced from 34 exons. The record is from RefSeq and is a predicted model, not a curated record. Gene Ontology annotation, molecular function: ATPase-coupled monoatomic cation transmembrane transporter activity; P-type ion transporter activity; ATP binding. Gene Ontology annotation, biological process: polyamine transmembrane transport; intracellular calcium ion homeostasis. The coding region runs from base 346 to 4170 and encodes 1274 amino acids. NCBI's taxonomy places the organism in Eukaryota, Metazoa, Chordata, Actinopteri, Cichliformes, Cichlidae.